This is a messenger RNA of Nothoprocta perdicaria, 1822 nucleotides long. RefSeq names its product molybdopterin synthase catalytic subunit. The coding region runs from base 81 to 548 and encodes 155 amino acids. Gene Ontology annotation, cellular component: cytosol. Gene Ontology annotation, biological process: Mo-molybdopterin cofactor biosynthetic process. The transcript has 5 exons. The record is from RefSeq and is a predicted model, not a curated record. NCBI's taxonomy places the organism in Eukaryota, Metazoa, Chordata, Aves, Tinamiformes, Tinamidae. Gene Ontology annotation, molecular function: molybdopterin synthase activity.
AGAGAAUCAUAGUGCUGACCAGAAACUAUAAGCUGCUGUACGAAUAAAUAAUUAACACGUACUCACUGUUCUAGUGAGCUAUGGAUGAAAGCGAAGAAGUGCCAAAAGAUUUUAUCAAGCUCAAGUCUGAAAAGCUCUCUGUAGAUGAAGUGUCAGAGCUGGUUGUUUCRCCAUACUGUGGAGCAGUGUCUCUGUUCAUUGGUACUACAAGAAAUAAUUUUGAAGGGAAAAAAGUGAUUCACUUAGAAUAUGAAGCAUAUACUUCAAUGGCAGAGACUGAAAUAAAGAAAAUCUGCAGAGAUGUUAGGCAGAAAUGGCCGUCAGUCAAACACAUUGCAGUGCACCAUAGGCUUGGCUUGGUUCCAAUAACUGAAGCAAGUGUAAUUAUUGCCGUCUCCUCUCCACACAGAGCAGAAUCUCUUGAAGCUGUGAGGUACUGCAUCAACACCUUAAAAGCGUCCGUCCCAAUAUGGAAAAAGGAGAUUUAUGAGGACGAAUAUUCUUGGAAAGAAAACAAGGAAUGCUUUUGGGCAAAUUCAGAAAAAUAACUGUACUCUUUUAAAAAUAAAGUCUUACUGUUCUAAUGAGCAUGCUGGUUUAGCUUUGAGUUGUUUUCAUGGAGAAUCUAUAUGUUUUCAGGCAGUGGUAAUAGAUGAUUCAAUCUGAACAAUUUAAUUAGGACUGAAUUAAAUGAAUGACUAGUAAUUAGGGUUUUUUAAGUGGUCUUGAUUUUCCUUUGAAAUAAUCUCUUUGUACUUUUUCAUCUGGAGUCAUUUUUAAAAACAAUCUUCUCUAAAAUUCUUGGUUGYGAGUGUUUUGUUUCCUCUGUGUUGUAUAGUGCUUUAAAGCCUUUAUGUUGCUAAUCUGUGUUCACGGUCUGCCUGGGUCAUAACAGGACAAUUUUUUUUUUUUYCCUUAAAAACAUGCUGUGUUUAAUUUUAUAUGAACACAGAAUCAGUUUGCAAGCCUUAUGCUAUUUUGACAUUGUUGUAACAUGAAAGCUACUUGAAAUAGAUUAAACAUUUUGAUAUAGACAGAUGAGAAAAUAUAAACUAUACCCCAGAGUUAUUAUUUUUUUAUUGGUGGUUUCUGGUAGCUGUGUCUCACAGAAGUAUUUUUACCAUGCAACUGAUAUUACAAGCCCAUCACAUUAAAAAAAUAUGGACAAACCUUGAUUCAAAGUUAGAUCUAAGACUUUGCCAGCAACAAACUUGCAUUAGCAUUAACACGCAAACCCUUAACUACAUCUUAGCAAUGUCUAGACAUGAUUCAUUUUGAAGGAGCUUUUGUAACUGUGUAAUUCAGUGAUGCUGCUGGAAGAAAAAAAGCCAGCUUCUUUUACAGAGGCAACUUUUAAGAAUAAUUGGAUUUAGUAGUUUGACUUCAGAUAGGUUAGGAUUCAAAGUCAUCAAGAUGUAUAGGACAUUCAAAGCACAGUGAAAUCUGGUUUACUUCUUUCAGUUUAUAUUCAUGUUUAUACUUCUAAGACAGUUUUGUUACUGUUAUGAAACCUACCUAAAGAGGAAAAAGACUGACUCGCUAUGCACAGRCUUCCACUGAAAACAGUUGGCUGCCCACCAAAGAAAGAUCAUGUCUUCAUGUCAUCACUCUGUGCUAUUAUAGUGUUUGUAUGCUGUCUAGGACAUUUUUACUAAUGAAAUUUUUAUCUAAUUGUUAUUAUCAAUUUAAUCAAGAUAUAAAGGAUGGCAAAUGAAAGAGGUAAGGAGAAAUAAAAUGAUUUGCUAUAGCUUAUAAAUUUUUUCAUCCGACAACACUUGGGCCUCAGCCAUUUCAUCCAUUUCAUUGUGUCUGCAGUGAAAUC